CGCAUCCAGUUCAGUCUGGGCAGAAAUAUUACUUAAACGUAUAAACAUUUUAUAUAUCCCAAAAAUAAGAAGUAGAAGCUAAAAAAAAAAAAAACAAACACACUAACCAUGGCGACUAAAAGAACAAGGUUCGAUAAAAUGAACCUGGGAAUGCCCGUUCACUCGGACCCCUAUGAAUUGGAAAAUGAAUCGACCACGUCGUUGGAAAGAGAAACCAGCGAGAAGGUCAUGUCUCACAAGGAUCUGGUGGAAAAACUGCAUAAGGAGGCAAAGCUCACGACGCCGGACUUCUUCGCAUAUGAUCCAUCCUGCAGCUCGGACGACUCUGAAGAUUUCGAAUUCCUGGAGACUAUCAAAGAGCGAGCCAGACGCAUAUCCUUUGUACGACGCCGAAAGCUGCACUACACUGAGUUCUCAACGGUCGAGUUGGCCAGGCGUCUGAUCCGCGAGGAGUUCACAGAGUCCUCGGAGAGUCUACUAAGCGUGGAUGAUGAACAUAUCUCCGAGAUCGGCGAAGAGGAGUGUCCUCCAUGCGACUCCGACACCGACGACUUACUUCCGUAUUUCCAAUACGAUCGGCCUACAGACCAAUCGAUGAUUUCCGACGAUAGUCUGCCAAAGGAGGAUCCCGAGCCCGGAUUCCAUCCCGCCCAUCAUUGCUUUAAUAAGCUAAUGAGCCAGACUCCUGAUCCGCCGAUGGUGUACGUUUCCGCGGAACCAGAACCGCAACCGGAACCGCCAAUGGAACCGCGACAGGAACCGGAACCAGAACCAGAACCGGAAACAGUACCACCACCACCGGCUCCGGAAGUCAUUGAAAAAACAUCUGCAGAAGAAGAAAAACACACUCGGGUCCUUGACCAUGGUGAAAAUAUUGACCUAAAGAAUUUGAACGCCAUACAGAAAAACAUAAGUUCGAAUGUGAAAAAACAUUCUGGUCAAAAAACGCGUAAUUUAUAAGCUAAAAUUGAUUGAUACAACAGGAUAUGGGAUCCCGUUUCGAUAGAUUUCUAUUUGACUGCAAACACCAACCUCCUUGUGCAUUCGAUUAGUGUUGCCUAAAUUAAGAAAAUGUCUUCAUAUGUUUCGUCGGCUCGAAAUCAAAAUCCAAUCCGUGUAGCCCAAAUGCUGCAAAUGUUUUUACUUCAUAUUCCUGAAGUUAUAGAAGGCUUUAUUUUAAUCGUACUGUCAAAUAAACCCAUAUUCGCAAAUGCAUCCAAGCUAAUUUAGACACCAAAUAACCGUAAUCGCCUCUGAUCUCAAAUGACUCCAUCAACGCCCUCUUUGCCCAGCUCGGCUUUAAAAAUAUAGUUUUCUCGACCCAAAGACCGCACAAUUAUUUGGGCCAUAAAGGACAAAACCCGCACUAACGCACACAUGAAAGGACGGAGGACAUUCAAAGGGAUAACUAAGUGUGCACGAUAAUGACGCCUAACGGGUUCCACUAUUUUCCUUGCUUUUCUUUGCGUGGGUGGAUACUAGGAAGAUGAGACAAAAAGGAGCUAUAAGGACAAUGUGCUGAAAUUAUUUCAAAAGUCUUUGUGUGCAAUGAAAUUCCGUAAAAUGCGGCAAUUUUGUAUUGGACUUUUCAAUUAAUAAAGUUAUUACCU
Drosophila mauritiana is the source of this 1610-nucleotide messenger RNA. Its product is annotated as translation initiation factor IF-2. Gene Ontology annotation, biological process: regulation of signal transduction. Gene Ontology annotation, molecular function: protein phosphatase inhibitor activity. The record is from RefSeq and is a predicted model, not a curated record. The transcript has a single exon. Bases 109 to 960 code for a protein of 283 amino acids. Lineage: Eukaryota; Metazoa; Arthropoda; Insecta; Diptera; Drosophilidae.